Messenger RNA from Erythranthe guttata (spotted monkey flower), 1908 nucleotides. Its product is annotated as Tetratricopeptide repeat (TPR)-like superfamily protein. The record is from RefSeq and is a predicted model, not a curated record. NCBI's taxonomy places the organism in Eukaryota, Viridiplantae, Streptophyta, Magnoliopsida, Lamiales, Phrymaceae. Gene Ontology annotation, biological process: RNA modification. Gene Ontology annotation, molecular function: protein binding; RNA binding.
UUGCAACAAAAACUUGGGUUUUAUCGAUGAGAGGGAGACAAUCAUUGGCUGAAAUUUUGAGGAAAUGUUCGCGAAAUUCGUUAUACGAUGAAGGAAGGCAGGUACAUGGAAGGGUUUUCAGAAUUGGUUAUGAAGUCGAUUUAAUGAUAAAUAACGACCUCAUAGAAAUGUACAGAAAAUGCAGCAGGGAAGAAAAGGCACACAACGUGUUUGAUAUAAUGCCUGAGAGAAACGUCGUCUCUUGGUCUGGUUUGAUGUGUGCGUACCUGCAAUCAGGCAAUGCCAAGGCUUCAUUACUGCUCUACAAAGAGAUGGGACUUUCGCAUGUGAGGCCGAAUGAGUAUAUUUUGUCGACAAAUGUGAAAGCGUGUGCGUUGUUAAGCGCUCUGCAAAGUGGGAAACAGAUUCAUGCCGUGUGCAGUAAAACCGGAUUCAGAUGGUACCCUGUUGUUGGAAACUCGAUCGUUGAUAUGUACUUCAAAUGCGGGAGAAUCGAAGAAGCUGAAAAGGUGUUCGAAGAAAUGCCAAUUAGAAGUCUCAUUACAUGGAAUGCGAUGAUAGCAGGAUAUGCAUCCCUACUAGAAAGUACGUCGUGUAAAAAGUCUCUGCAUUUUGUCAAGAAAAUGCAGGAAAGUGGAGAAACCCCCGACGAGUACACGUUCUCGAGCAGCUUAAAGGCUUGUAGUAUUCUUGGAGCAAUUCGAGGGGGACGACAAAUCCACGCGUUUCUAAUAAGACAAGGCGUAGACUCAAUUUCCACUCACGAGAUUCUUUCUGGUGCAUUAGUCGAUUUUUAUGCUCAAUGCGGAUGCUUACUCGAAGCGCGUGCAAUUUUCACUCAAAUGGAACGAAAAAGUUUGAUAUCAUGGACCGCUCUAAUGGUAGGCUAUGCUCGAAAGGGAUAUUUAAAAGACGUUGUAACCUUGUUCAAGCACCUCAUGAGAAGCAAUAUUCCUCUCGAUAGUUUCGUUCUUUCGAGUAUAACUAGUGCCUUUGCAGAUCUUUCAAUGGUGGAAUUGGGAAAGCAAAUUCACUCCCACGUUAUAAAAAACCCAUCAAAUUCGAACACUUCGGUGGAGAAUUCGAUCUUGAAUAUGUAUCUCAAGUGCGGUUCGACAGAGGAGGCUCGAAAAGUCUUUCGCAGUAUGCGUGCGAAAAACGUUGUCUCGUACACUGUAAUGAUCACAGGAUACGGCGAGAACGGUUUCGGUAAAGAAGCGGUUCGACUUUUCGAGGAAAUGGAAGUGGAAAAUAUCGAGCCCGAUAGUGUGACAUAUUUGGCUGUGCUUUCGGCUUGCAGCCACUCGGGGCUUGUGGAGGAAAGUCUAGAUUUUUUUUCGAGAUUGUGCGAUGAUCGAAGGGUGAAGCCUAGUGUGGAGCAUUACGCCUGUAUGGUCGACGUGCUCGGUCGAGUGGGGCGUUUGGAAGAAGCAAAGGAGCUUAUAGAGAAGAUGCCUUUGAGGGCUAAUGUGGGAAUUUGGCAAACUUUGCUUAAUGGUUGUAGGUUGCAUAAGAAUGUUGAAAUGGGGAGACGAGUGGGAGAUGUUUUAUUGAGAUUGGAUGGAGAGAAUCUUGUGAACUAUGUUUUGAUUUCGAAUAUGUUGUCUGAUAAUGGGUUUUGGCGGGAGAGUGAGAGAUUGAGAGAAGUGGUGAAAGGUAAAGGGUUGAAGAAAGAAGCUGCAUGUAGCUGGUAGAAAUUCGAUUAAACUUACGAGAGAUGUAAACCAGACUACGCUAAUCAAGCGUGACUAGCUCGACUUAGUAAUCGUUGGCAACGAAAUUCGAAUCUGGCUCAAUUGAUACAGGUUGACUUGCUCUAGAUCAUCCCUUGCAGGACUUAUCUUAUUGAAUACUUUUUUGGUUCUAAAUGCAAUUAAAGAUCAUAUCAUUUGUAUGAAGAAAGUGUUA